AGAACCCUCCCCCAUUUCCUCUCUUCUCUCCCACUCCCAGACUAAAACCCCAGGGCCUCACCAGUCGCCGCCGGCCGCCGCAACCACGCGCCACGACGCGAUGGCUCACCUCCGGCUCCUCUUCUCCUACUCGCGGCGCCACCCACAGCACCACCGCCUGCUCCCUCUCUUCCACUUCUCCUCCGACGCCAACUCCAGCUCCGCCCCGCCGCCGCCACCGCCCAUUAAGCCCGUCUCCUACGCGCCGAAGCCGCAGCAGCAGGCCCCGCCCGAGGAGUCCGCCGCCCCGCUAACCCAAGACGCAGGCCCGAGGGACCAAUCCCCACUGCCACGACGGCCGCAGCCGCCGAUGCCGCCGCGGGAGUGGACGCAGCAGGAUAUGCGGUACGUGAAGGACGCGGGGCCGAUGAUCUCGCCCGUCUCGUACCCGUCCAGGGUCGCGCCGCUGCCGGAGGACCGUCCGGUCGGCGGGGAGGCGGGGGCGGUGCACGACGAGGGGCUGCGGGGGGAGGCGGAGCGGAUCCAGAUGGACGCGGGGCGGGCCACCAGGAGCAUCUUUGGGAUGCCUCUCGAGGAGGAGCAGCUGCCGUACCCGACGAUUAUACCGGUCGUCAAGCGGCCGCAGAAGGUCGCCAUUGAUCUCGUCGACGCCAUCCGCCUAGUCAAGACGAGUGCAAACGAUAAGAAGCGGAAUUUUAUUGAAACUGUUGAAGCUCAUGUGAUAUUAGGUGUUGAUCCACGUCGUGGUGACCAGAUGGUUCGUGGCGCCUUAACAUUGCCUCAUGGCACUGGCAAGACUGUUAGGGUAGCAGUAUUUGCUGAAGGUCCUGCAGCAGAUGAAGCUAGAGCUGCUGGAGCAGAUGUAGUUGGUGGCGACGAGUUGAUUGAGGAGAUCCGCACAGGAGGAGGCAAACUAAGCUUUGACAAGUGCAUAGCAACCCCAAUGUUCAUGCCCCGACUUUCAAAGGUUGCUAGGAUAUUGGGUCCACGUGGUUUGAUGCCCAAUCCUAAGCUAGGGUCUGUGACGAAUGAUGUCUCUGGUGCGGUCAAAGCGGCAAAAUCAGGGCGUGUCGAUUUCAAAAUCGAUAAAACUGCCAUAGUGCAUGUUGGCCUUGGGAAGGUGAACUUUACUGAGGAGAGUUUACGUGAAAAUAUAGGUGCUUUUGUGCAUGCACUUUUACUUGCUAAGCCAGUGGGCCUAAAGAAAACUUCAAAAUAUGUAGGAUAUGUGAAGAAGUUCACACUGAGUAGCACAAUGGGACCUGGAUUUCCUGUUACCAUACCAUCACUAUCUGUGGCUGCUGAUCAUUAUAACAAGGUGCAAGUUAGCUAAGUCAAUACAAUAAAGCAUCGAAUGUAGCUUUCUUUCUCCAAUAGCGGUGGGCUAGAUGGCGGCUUGUUUGGCAGUGGAGCGCAACCGAUAACCAGGUUGAGUUUUGGAUGGCUGACUGUUUUUGCUGUUGGGGAUAAUAACUUUGUGGACAUGGAUCAUUCAGCAAACAUUAUCGUCUAUAAGUUUAUUUUGUCCUUGGGUCGCUGCGAUUUUGAGAUUGCUGUUCUGCUCCACUUGUGUCAUCCAGAGUCUCAUUUGUUGUACGAAAUGUAAUAUUGAAUUUGUUACUAAAAAGAUGGUAGUUUUAGAGAUUCUUAUUUUUGAUAAGAAAUGAAGGAUUGCACCAUGCUUCUCAAAGAAUCUGGAAUGUACACCCACAAGCGAGAAUGAGCUAACUUGCACAAUGCACUGGAGCUAUUGUUCAGUUCU
This is a messenger RNA of Sorghum bicolor (sorghum), 1762 nucleotides long. Its product is annotated as 50S ribosomal protein L1. NCBI's taxonomy places the organism in Eukaryota, Viridiplantae, Streptophyta, Magnoliopsida, Poales, Poaceae. The record is from RefSeq and is a predicted model, not a curated record. The transcript has 10 exons. Gene Ontology annotation, biological process: translation. Bases 101 to 1333 code for a protein of 410 amino acids. Gene Ontology annotation, cellular component: large ribosomal subunit. Gene Ontology annotation, molecular function: structural constituent of ribosome; RNA binding.